UUUUUGGAACAUACUGAUCAGCAAGAGCAACUGGCUAAGAAGUGGGAGUUCAAAACAUCUGACAUAAGGGAACUGAGUAACCACGAAUUCUUCAUGCCAGGGAUGGUUGAUACACACAUUCAUGCUCCUCAGUAUUCAUUUACUGGCACAAGAGUAGAUCUACCUCUUCUGCAGUGGUUGACUACCUACACAUUCCCAACAGAAGCCAAAUACAAAGACAAUGGUUUUGCAGAAGAAGUGUACACCAGAGUUGUUAGACGAACUCUAAAGAAUGGCACGACUACAGCUUGCUACUUUGCAACAAUUUACACAGAUACUUCUCUUCUUCUUGCUGAAAUUAUAGAUAAAUUUGGCCAACGAGCAUUUGUUGGAAAAGUGUGCAUGGAUAUGAAUGACAGUGUGCCACAAUACAAAGAGAGUACUGCUGACUCUGUCCAAGAGACAGAAAGGUUUGUUAAAGAGCUACUGGAAAAGAAAUAUCCAAGGGUACAGCCUAUAAUAACGCCCCGCUUUGGCCCUUCCUGCACAGAGGAUUUGCUGUGUGCACUCGGCGAGAUAGCACAGGCUCGCGAUCUCCAUGUGCAGAGUCACAUAAGUGAGAAUGAAGAAGAACUCAAGCUUGUGGAGAAUAUGUUUCCUGCCUACCAGAAUUACACUGAAUUGUAUGAUAAAAACAAGCUGCUUACUAGCAAGACAUUGAUGGCUCAUGCCUGUUAUCUUUCUGAAGAAGAGCUGAAACUUUUUAGUCUUCGUGGAGCUGCAAUUUCACAUUGCCCCAAUUCAAAUUUUUCGUAA
Molecule: messenger RNA, 795 nt
Organism: Antrostomus carolinensis (chuck-will's-widow)
Lineage: Eukaryota; Metazoa; Chordata; Aves; Caprimulgiformes; Caprimulgidae
Gene: GDA
Product: guanine deaminase
Exons: 8
Coding region: 94-795 (233 amino acids)
Biological process (GO): guanine metabolic process
Cellular component (GO): cytosol
Molecular function (GO): guanine deaminase activity; zinc ion binding
Source: RefSeq, a predicted model, not a curated record